Ectocarpus sp. CCAP 1310/34 is the source of this 1229-nucleotide messenger RNA. The record is from the annotation of a GenBank genome assembly. NCBI's taxonomy places the organism in Eukaryota, Phaeophyceae, Ectocarpales, Ectocarpaceae.
AUGAAGGUGCGUCUACAAAUUGGCCGCACCUGCGGAGUAACUUUCGUGGUGGGGUACGCCCUCACGGAAACUGUCCGCACCACCGUGGGCGGUGAAGGACUCCUUCUGGACUGCUCUCGACGCAGCGAUCCGGGAGACGGCCCCCUGUUCUAUGCCCAGGCCCUCAUCAAGGCAGGCUGCGAGGAAACCAUCGAGGCCACCGUGCGCAAACGGAGACUGUGUUUCGCGGGCUUCGUAUUGCGCAUGGAGGACAGCCGCCUCCCCAAGCGCAUGCUGUUAGGAGCGAUGGCGGGGGGCGUGGGAUACCGGGGCGGGCAGGAGAGCGACUGGGUGUCUCGUCUAGGAGAGGACCUCGUGGCCUUCAACAUGGGAGACGAAAAGGAAGGGGGUAAAUGGAAAGAGAGCGCCAAGAACUCGGAGGUGUGGUACAACAAGGUCGAGGACGGGGCGGCAUGGUUCAUGAGGAAAUGGCACAGGCAGGAGGCGGAAGCGUCCGCGAAGCGCCAGCGCGCGAGGGAAGCAGAAGUAGAGAGUACGGCCAUCUCAGGACCGAAGAGAAAGAGAGCCGGGGAAGCGGCGGUGGGGGGGAAGAAACGGCGACCGGGCACUGCUGAAGAAGCGAGUAGGGCGGCCGAGGCAGCACUUGUGGCGAACUAUGUACCCGGCUGAUGUUGUUGCGCCCUGUUUCCCUCCCUGCUGUAUGCUAUGCUAUACUCCUUUAUGUAUGUCCUUUGUAUUGCCUUCGGCCUCUGUGCUGUGUUUCUUUUUUUCAUGACCUCCCUGCCUACUCUGCUGUGUUGGCUACCUUGAUCUGGUUUUGCUGUUGCCUUUGUUGUUGCACGUCUGGCUGUCUGCCCAUCUGCCGCCUCUUUGUCCUGUUUGCUCCGUCACUCCCAUGCCUUGGUGCGUAGUGCCUGGUGCUGGUACGUUACCCUUUGAUGUUUACUUUGGGCGGGUGUGGGAAGCGUUCUCCUUCAUUUUUGUUUUUGUUUUACUUUGAUGGGUCUCCGAGGGCUCUUUUCUCGAACGGUCGGUGCGAUACCUGUUCUUUUCUUUCUAUCAUUUUGUUUCCUUUUUCCGAGUGGUUUGUACCCUAUUUUUGUUUUUUUUUGUUUUCUCGCGGCGUCGUAUGUGCCGGGUUUUGAGACCACGGGNUGGGUCUCCGAGGGCUCUUUUCUCGAACGGUCGGUGCGAUACCUGUUCUUUUCUUUCUAUCAUUUUGUUUCCUU